AUGGCGGAGCAACUCUUCCCGGGCCUGGAACGACCACUGCCCCAGCUGCCUUCGUUACACUACACGCUCUUCGCCUACAGGGAGGAGCUGAGACGUCGGGAUGCGCCCUUUAUGAAAAUGUCCAGCAUCAAGCUACACUUGACCGAUAACUUGAUACUGCAGACAAUUAAGAACAUCAGGCAACUGGACACCAUGGAGAUUAUGAACCUUAAUCGUGAGAUUGUCUUUAAGCGCAAGCUCACUAAGCAAAUGGGAAAGGUGCGCAAACUGGAGAAGCUCGGACUGAAUGUAGAUCCGCGCAAGCUCAACGAAGUUAGAUGGCACUAA
Molecule: messenger RNA, 327 nt
Organism: Drosophila busckii
Lineage: Eukaryota; Metazoa; Arthropoda; Insecta; Diptera; Drosophilidae
Gene: halo
Exons: 1
Coding region: 1-327 (108 amino acids)
Source: RefSeq, a predicted model, not a curated record